Humulus lupulus (European hop) is the source of this 990-nucleotide messenger RNA. Its product is annotated as pollen-specific leucine-rich repeat extensin-like protein 1. The coding region runs from base 122 to 553 and encodes 143 amino acids. Lineage: Eukaryota; Viridiplantae; Streptophyta; Magnoliopsida; Rosales; Cannabaceae. The record is from RefSeq and is a predicted model, not a curated record. The transcript is spliced from 4 exons.
ACCUCACUUCACUUUCACACUUUACAAACCAUAACCCACUAAACUAAACCUCUCUCUCUCUCCAUACUUUUCCUUCACUUUCUCCCUUCAGUUUCCUUUCAACCAAACACACUUUCACACAAUGGGAAUCAACAGAGACUCAUCUCCACCGCCACCAGUGAUCGGAAAGAUUGGGCCUUACACUGUGUUCAUGACACCACCUUCAACACCUUCUCCCAGACCACCAUCUUCAUCACCAUCACCACCGCCGCCGCAGCCUGUCUUUGAGUCUCCAAAGAAGGUGGUGGUCCCACCUCCGGUUCAGCCUCCGCCCCAGCAAUUUGACAAGUCCGUCACUGCCACUACUGAUGAUGGGUCUGUUUUGGGGAUCUUUAAGAAUGCUGUCACUAAGGUCCAGAAUGCACACUCUAGUCUAGAUGACCAUUUAGCCCGCUGGUUUGGAUUAAAUCAAUCAAAGUAUCAGUGGGCAUUGGAUGACUAUUAUGAGAACAAGGGUUUGGAAAAAGGAGAUUCGAAAGUGAAGGACAUGUCUAGUAAAAUGCAGAGUGUGUAAUAUGCUUGCUAAAGAGUGUCAGUUGCAAGGGAGAGCGCUCGUGCAGAUUCGUUUUGAGUACACUAUAUCUAUAAUACUAAUGUAUGCAGUUGCAGAAAAAGCACCUGAAAUAUCGAAGAAGAACCGAUUACUACUUCCGGGGGAGCCAAGCCAGGCAGUCAAUACGAAAUCGUUCUCUUUACCAACUGCAGCAGGAGAUAUCAGAGUUUGGUUCUGUAACUGUCUAUGAGUCAUUAAACUCAAUAUAGUUAUUCUUCGGCCAAACUUUUUUCUGUUCUUGUAUGCUGUUGUGUAGGUUUUACCAUUUCUGAUUUUUAGUCAAGUUAUGGCUUAUGUACCUUCAGAUUGUUGGUGUAUUUAUGUGUUUAGUAAAAUCCCAUAUAAUAUAAUCUUCUUCUAAUUAUGAGAGAAAAGUAAUAGAUCACUAUUUUAAAUCA